Messenger RNA from Talaromyces marneffei, 2601 nucleotides. RefSeq lists its product as uncharacterized. NCBI's taxonomy places the organism in Eukaryota, Fungi, Ascomycota, Eurotiomycetes, Eurotiales, Trichocomaceae. The transcript is spliced from 5 exons. The record is from RefSeq and is a predicted model, not a curated record. Bases 1 to 2601 code for a protein of 866 amino acids.
AUGGAUUUCUGGUCUCGGCUUGUUGGCGGUUCCCGCACACCCUCCAAAACCCCUCGAACAGGCGGCCCCGUGGAGCGGUUGGCGGCCUUGAAGAGGUCCUGCAAUACUCUGCAACAAAUAUGGCGCUCGAGCAACUCCGCUUCCAACGAACUCGCCGCGACGUCCCAGGCGCGGGCUUGCGUUGACCGUCUGAACCACGUCCUCAGCGAAGAAUCCAGAGGCCCUGCACCCCAUCCGUGUCUUUCGUAUGCCUCCACUUCGCAGAUAUUCGUGACGGUUACGAAGCUGGCUUUGACCUAUCGAGAUGAGGGAUUGGUGCGAUCAUCGGCCGUUUUCUUCAACACGCUGAUUGAUGCCGAGGUGGAUGGAGUCGUCGAUAACCGUGUCUUUUCGCGGGCUUUGAUCGAUCUCGUUCGAAGGAAUUCAGUGCGUACGGAUGACACGGAGUCGCGUCUAGUCGAGUUGCUUUUCGGCGUUGCCAACAACGUUCGCUUGCGUCCGCAAAUAUUGACUGCUUGGUUUAUUCCCAAGCAGGCCGAACUGCCGGAGAGAGAAUUGGAAGAGGAUGAACAAUUUGCAGGAGUCACACGCAAGGAUGAUUUCCCACUCUUUUACCUAUUGGUAGACUAUGUCCAUCGUGAAGGUCGUGCAGGUGACUUUGCUCGAACGGGCUUGUUAUAUCUCAUUGAAACUGCGACGCGUUCGAGGAUACUUGAGAAAUGGUUGAUUGAAAGUGACCUGGCCACACUGAUGGCAACAGGUCUGGGUGCGGUUUAUAGUCAGCUCAGCAGAAACGUUUAUCCUACCUUUGUCGAGGAGAACGUGCCGACUAUUAUAGCCCUCUCCGACGAGAAUGAUAUUCAGCGGAAUUUUGACGGAAUAAUUCGUCCUGACGUGGAGUCUUUCAUAUCCUAUUUGCUAUUUUGGCAGGAUACCAUCGAGCAUUGCCAAUCUAAGGAGGUCAAUGAUACCCUGCUAGACCAUUUCGAGGUACUAUUUUUACAACAGCUUCUCUAUCCAUCUUUGUUGGAAUCCUCCGACGUGAAGGGUGGAUCAACUUCCACAGUACUGAUGUAUCUGUGUCGAUUACUGGAAUCUAUCGAUCAACCUAAACUUGUUCACCGCACUCUUCGAUUUUUGAUGGCGACCCCCACCGACACUGAGCCUAGCGUGGAUGUUUCCCAAAAUUUACGCAAGAAACAUCUAUCUGUCAGCCGGCGCAAGUCCCUAGAUAUGCUUGCUACCUUGGCAGAAGCUGAGGAGCAACAGCCAUCGCCAUCACUGUUCAAUCUUGCCGACUUGAUACUGAUGAGCAUUAAAUCACAAAAUAAAGAGACAAUUGUGGCGACCUUGCGCCUAUUGACGGUUAUAGUACGGAGACAUCAUCCUUUUGCAGGAUCUUUGAUCAAAACGAAGGAGCCAGUAUCUGGACCGCAGCGUACCGUUGGUGCUCUCAAUGAAGAGCUUCGCAGAUACUUAUCUUUUGCCACAACCAUUAUGGACGAGCCGUCAUUGAACGACUCUUUUGAGCAUUAUUCCAAAGAUGCCGCACUUGUCCUUGAAUCUCGUCUCUUCAUACCAUCUCCAAGGAGCAGCAUCCUCGACGGGCCGGCUGACCAGCCACUGGAUCUCUCCUUGGACGAUGCGAUCUUCAAGGAGAUGUUGAACUUGUUGGAUAGAUUCUUUUCAAACAGUGUCACGGUGAAUCUCGGGUUGACUGAGCUCAUCACGAGUCUUGCCUCGUCUAACUUGAUCUCACUCAAUGGAUGGUUGUUGGUUGAUCCUGCAAACUACGAGUACGAAUCGGAUUCUUCGCCUCCAGAAACGAAAUUCCCGAGCGUCACGGAGGGAAACACGCCAGGUCUCGACGGUGAACAAUCUAAAUUUGUUGAUCCUUUAGCAGCUAUUAAGAAAAGUCUGUCGCCAGCGGGCUGGUCAGCUGGGAAUGAAGCGCUCAUCGCAAAGUCUUUACGAAAACUUACAGAACAUCUUGAAGAUUGGAGGAGAGAUAUCCCGGAUUUUGACAUUCUAGUCGCCGCCCGCCGUGACCUAUUACACAGUGACGAUGAUGACGAUACUUUAAGAAAUCAACGCUCAAUCAAUACAUCUCGUCAGCCCUCACAACCUCCAACUACAGGCUCCAUUGAAACUCCUCUUUCCCCACGUGGCCGACCUAUCAGUAAUAACAUCAAUCAAGAAGGACCGCUUUCGAACACUCCAGGCUCCCUACCACGCAGCACGAUUGGCUCUCCUUUGCGUGAGCCAUCCGUCCAAUCACCUGUGCCGUCCUCUCCGGUUCAACGUCUCGUUGCGGUUGAGGACCUCCGACAACGACUUGCCAGCUCAUAUCGAGUCGAUAAGACGACUGAACAGCUCACCUCUGCUCCGCAAGAAAAUAAAUCCGCCAAUGAAAAUCCGACUAAUGAUCUGGUCGAUGGAAGUGAGCAAUCGAGUCACAAGCCACCGCCAACCCAGGAUGAAACCGUGGUUACACUUGGGCAUAUCCUUACCAAUGCUGUAAUCCUGUACGAGUUCGUACUGGAGUUGGCCGCUAUGGUGCAGGUCAGGGCUACGCUAUUCGAGGAGGCAGGUUACGCAUGA